Molecule: messenger RNA, 1260 nt
Organism: Rotaria sordida
Lineage: Eukaryota; Metazoa; Rotifera; Eurotatoria; Philodinida; Philodinidae
Source: the annotation of a GenBank genome assembly
AUGCCUGGCUUGAGCGUGGAUACACUCAAUACGUACUACAAUAAAUUGACCGGUGAACAACAAGAACAUAUAACUAAGAUAAUUCUCGAUGAUUAUCUUAAGGACAAAGAAGUGAGCAAUUUGAAUAAAUUGAAAGCACUAAGAGUCAUUCGUCGAAUGAUACACACAUACAAAUUCACACUUCAAUGGAUUAACAACCGACAACAAUCAUCGGCUCCUUCGCUCACCACUAAAACAUCUAGAGUCCAUUGUAUUCGAGGUGCCGAUGCUCAAUCAAUUGACGAUAUUAUCAUUUGUUUACCGGCAUCGUUCGAUCUAUCACGAGAAGAUCUCAUUAAACAAUUCGAUCUACUCAAAGUUCAAUUGAAUGCUAGCAAUGCCAAAUACGUGAGCAAUGCUAUGUUGGCAAUCUCACGAAAAUUGCCCGAUGAAAUUUUCCUUAAUAUGUAUCUCGACUUUGUACGCAACGAACAGUUUCAGAAACUAGGAAUUACUGCAAACAAAGAAAUACUCCGUCUAUUGAUUCAGUAUCGGAAUGAACCGACGCUGAUCAACAUAGUAAUUCAACCGUUGUGGGCUACUCGACCCCAUCAAGAUGUACGUGCCUGUCUGAUUGCUGCUCUUCUCCAUUUUCUCGACAAGUCAGGCAGAAAUGAAACAUCUCCGAUUUGGUCAAUUCUCGAUCAAGCGGCACACGAUGACUAUUUGCCAGUGAUACAUACACUGUUUGUUCAUACUCGAGGUGAACCCCAAUGGCUGUUGACACAUUUAGCCAAUUCUGGCGAUAUUCUCUUUCAAAAAUUUGUCGAGCGAAUUCAAUUUCGUGUCUUAGACCAUCCAAACAAGUUAGAAGCAAAAGUUUAUGCUUGGUUAAGAAUCGAUUAUAAAUAUUGUAAUGCAACAACAUUGUUCAACAAAGCCAAGGAAUUAUGUAUCCAAUUUGAUAAAGAUGCAAAUACCUGUUGGGAAACAGCUUUUGGAAAGAUCAUCGCUUGCUAUAAACAACAAAAGCCAUCAUCAAAUAUCCUUGUUGAUCUCGUUAAAUCGAUUAUGUCUCGUCGUGAGGAAGUGGAUGGUACUCAAAAUGCAAUUGACUAUGCACAUGACAUGCCGCCUUGUUCUACAGUUCGAGGCUACUUUGGCUCCGGUAGUCGGAGAAAUUCUGAUCAGAUUGGCAAAGAACAAGGAAGAUUUACACGCAGUACUUAUUCAUCUACAGAAGAAUUUACUCGAUGCCCAUUUUCAGCGAGUGAUCUGUGA